UACAGAAGAGAUGAAAUGUGGUCUGAGGGACGAUAUGACUAUGAAAGACUUCCAAGAGAAUGAGUACCUCCACGAAGUCAUCCCAGUGAUGGCUAUUAUAGAGUAGUUAAUAUUGUGCCAAAGAAACCACCACUGCUAAACAGACCUGGUGAAGGAAACUACAGUAGAUAUUACAGUCAUGUUGAUUACCAAGAAUAUGACGAGGGCCACAGUUUUUCUCAUGAUCGAAGAAGUGGUCCACCUCACAGAGGAGAUGAAUCUGGCUAUAGGUGGACAAGAGAUGAUCAUUCUGCAAGUCGACAGCCUGAGUACAGGGACAUGAGAGAUGGCUUUAGAAGAAAAAGUCUCUAUUCUUCCCAUUACACAAGAGACCGGUCUCCUCAUAAAAGAGACACUCCUUUUAUCAGAGAAUCACCUGUAGGUCGAAAGGAUUCUCCACACAGCAGGUCUGGAUCCAGUGUCAGUAGUAGAAGCUACUCUCCAGAAAGAAGCAAAACGUACUCUAUCCAUCAAUCUCAACAUAGAAAGUCCAUCCGUGCUGGUGCCUCCUACAAAUGGCAGAGUGAAGAAAAUCCAGAAAGAGGUAAAGAGAGACCUGUUCAGUCUUUGAAAACAUCAAGAGACACUUCAUCCUCAAGUUCUUCAGCAGUUCCUUCAUCAAAGGUGUUAGACAAACCCAGUAGGCUUACUGAAAAGGAACUUGCUGAGGCUGCAAGCAAGUGGGCUGCUGAGAAGCUAGAGAAGGCAGAUGAGAGUAACUUACCUGAAAUUGAGUAUGAGGCAGGAUCCACAGCACCAUUGUUUAUUGACCAGCCAGAGGAGCCUGAGUCAAAUGCAACAGAUGGCAUAGAAUUAUUUGAAGACAGUCAGCUAACCAGUCGCUCUAAAGCAAUAGCAUCAAAAACCAAAGAGAUUGAACAGGUUUACCGACAAGACUGUGAAACUUUUGGGAUGGUUGUGAAAAUGCUGAUUGAAAAAGAUCCUUCAUUAGAAAAGUCUAUACAGUUUGCAUUGAGACAGAAUUUACAUGAAAUAGGUGAGGGGUGUGUUGAAGAACUCAAGCAUUUCAUUGCAGAGUAUGACACCUCUAGUCAAGAUUUUGGAGAGCCUUUUUAGAAAAUUACUUGCUCAGGCAAAAAUGUUUCUAGGGUUUUUUUGUUUCUUGUUUUUCCUGGAUUGUGUAAAUCCUUAAUAUAUGGGUUUUUUGUGAUGAAGAGAAAUACUUUAUGAUAGUUGACCACAUUUCCAAUACCAAGUAAACAUCUAAAAUAGUCUAAGAUAUUUUAAUUAGAAUUUUUAAAAUCUACAUGUAGAGCCUCCUAAUUCAUACUUCUCUUUUUCUCCCCAAAAUUGAUGGGACAGUUAAUUUUUCAAGCUUUGAAAAAGCAGUCCUGGAGAACAGCUCAUGUUCUUUUGUUUUCUGUA
Molecule: messenger RNA, 1425 nt
Organism: Neogale vison (American mink)
Lineage: Eukaryota; Metazoa; Chordata; Mammalia; Carnivora; Mustelidae
Product: periphilin-1-like
Exons: 1
Biological process (GO): negative regulation of DNA-templated transcription; protein localization to heterochromatin; negative regulation of gene expression, epigenetic
Cellular component (GO): nucleoplasm
Source: RefSeq, a predicted model, not a curated record